Olea europaea var. sylvestris is the source of this 2438-nucleotide messenger RNA. Its product is annotated as DNA annealing helicase and endonuclease ZRANB3-like. Gene Ontology annotation, molecular function: endonuclease activity; zinc ion binding; nucleic acid binding. NCBI's taxonomy places the organism in Eukaryota, Viridiplantae, Streptophyta, Magnoliopsida, Lamiales, Oleaceae. Gene Ontology annotation, biological process: replication fork processing; DNA repair. Gene Ontology annotation, cellular component: nuclear replication fork. The record is from RefSeq and is a predicted model, not a curated record. The coding region runs from base 1 to 1956 and encodes 651 amino acids. The transcript is spliced from 13 exons.
AUGGGUAGAUCAUUAUCAGGAGAUAUGAUUGUAUUGAGUUUCUCGUCCUCAUCAGGUCCGACCACCGGUUCUGACUCUUUUGGUGCCCCAAUUGUGUGGGAAGAAAGUUGGAAGUAUUUACUGAUGCAGACUAUACUAGAUCGAUUGAAGACAAAACAUCCACCACUGGUACUGUACCUUUGUGUGGGGAAACUAGAGUAUUUGGAAGGUAGAGUUGUUUCUACAGUUAGAAGAUUUGUAUUUCCUUUUCCUUACUAUGUUGUUAUGACAGAAGAUGAUAGUUUUCUCUCUACAACACUAAAGUUUCCUUUAUUUACAUGUCUGGGUAUUAAUAAAUUGGGUUCUUAUGCCACACAGGUUGACAGAGUUUCCCAUCUUGAAACUACUGGAAAAAUUUUUGAGGAAAGCAAACAAUUUUUGCCAGAUAUUACAAAAGAUACUGGUAUAACUGAAAUAAAGGUUCUGCAACCUCAUAGUGUUCACUCUGAUCAAGAGUCAGAGCCUCAUAAGGAUGUGUGCGACUCACAUGUGGUGGUGAAUGAUGAGGAACAUAAUAAAACUAAUAUUGUAUCAUCUCAGAGAGAUAGGCUUCAUCUUGAGCACACUUUUCCAAGAUAUGAAGAGUCUGCCCCCUUAGCUAAAUCUGAAGCUGCUAGCAGAAUUGGUUCUCAUAGUUUAGAAGAAGCAAGUGAUGUUGAGGACCAAUUGCUGAAGAAGAUGUUUCCUGAUACAAAAUUAAAUGAUGAUGGUUAUGGAUCUGCCAAGUUAAUUGAAUCUGGAGCUGAUAGCUGUAAUCAAUCUACCACACUCCGCUUUGAGGUUAGCCAAUACACUGGAAGGAUCCACUUAUACUUUUGCUCUCAUGGAUUAGAUUCAAGACCAAGGCCACUUUUUCAAAAUUUCCUACCAGAGGAAUUUGAGUUGCAUCCUAUUGUGGAGGACAAUGAGAAAAGGAAGUGCAAAUAUAUCAAAGAUGAUCCAAGAUUUAGAUCUGCCAUUAUUGAAUUCAUCCACGAAUGGAACAAGUUGAGGCCUAUUGAGAAGAGAAAAUUAUCUGGCAAACCUCUACAACUUCCAUUGUCUAAUGAAUUGUGCUAUUUGAAUGAAAGUCUCAACCAUGAUAAUGAGGGAUUGCUGAAGGAACGAAGCAAGAGGCGCAAAACACCUUUGCUGGAGAUAAGCCAUCCAUUACCAUCAAAUGCUGCUUGGAGAACAGUCAAACUCCAUAGGGAUCAUAAAAAGGAGAAACUUUACUUACAGGGAUGGUCUGAUAUGAAUGAACCACUCUGCAAGCUCUGUCAGACUCCUUGCAAGAAAAAUAUGGCCAAGACGCCUCAAUACUUUGAGGACCUCUUCUGUUGUUUGGGAUGCUAUGAAGAAUAUAAAUCAAGAACUAGCUAUAGAUAUCUUCGUGAGGGGCUUUUCCAAAUUGAACGUGGUAUCUGUACCAAUUGCUGUUUACACUGUCACAAACUCGUUGAGCACUUGAGACCUUUAUCAUUAGAGAAACGAAAAGACUAUAUCAAGAAAGUGGCUCCUAAUAUAGCAAAGCGCAAGAAACUUCUGGAUAAGCUCGUUCAUGAUCCUACAGAAGGCAAUGCAUGGCACGCGGACCACAUUAUACCUGUCUAUCGAGGGGGAGGUGAAUGCAAGCUAGAAAACAUGAGGACCCUUUGUGUUGCUUGUCAUGCUGACGUUACUGCUGAACAAUGUGCUGACCGACGUAAGACGAGGAAUAAGGCAAAAAACCUACUCAAAGGCAUUACGAGUGGCCUCAUUAAUGAGGAAAAGCCCAGGCCAAUUGAUCUUGUACUGGAGCGUUUCAAAUUUCAGGGCUACAAAGAGUCAGAAAUUCAACCAAAGAGUGUGGAGGAUGAUCUGUUAGUUGAGGUUCCUGGGAGUGCAUAUUCUGGAGUAAAUGUUACUAGAACCGAAGAAAAAUCAAGAGCAAGUUAAGCCCAUGAGUUCUUCAGAAAUUAUGUGCUCUGCUAGUGAAGCCUCCAAAGUCAUUCCUACAGAGACAAGGAAAAACCCAGAACCAGAAGAUCCCUGUAAUUCCUGCAAAAUCAAUAUAUGCUGAUAGCCAAGCAUCGGAAUUUGUACAAUGAAAAAGGAAGUUGAUAACAGUAAGUUUACGUUCAAUUUAAACGAUAUCCUGAUGCAAAGGUUAUCCUCCGUCUUGGAAGCUCUUGCAGUGUUUGUAGUAUGUUAUGGUCAAAUUACCUUGAAAUAUUAAAACAAAUAUGUCAAUAGUUUUUGCAGAAAUUGCAGCCAUUCUUGUUUGGUGCUCAAAACAAGCUCAAAGUAGUUUAUAUUGUAUCAGAUACUGAUUGUUCUGGUUUGAAACUGAUUUUGAACUAACAAAUCUUGACAUUCAUACUUGUAAUACUUGUUCAGAGCCUUUCCAUUUGCUCCAAAUGAAGUGGUUCUUACAGAUA